AUGACUCCAUUCCAUGCCUUAUAUGGAUAUAUACCACCUCACCUUGCCUUUCCCACUGAGAUCACUACUUUUGUUGCUGCCGUUGAGAAAUAUCUAAAACAAAGAGACAACAUGUUGGGCAUUUUGAAGGAGUCACUUUCUAAAGCUCGGGAGAGAAUGAAGUGGUUUGCUGACAAGAAAAGAAUUGACAUAUCUUUGUCUGUUGGAGAUUGGGUCUAUCUUAAGUUACAACCAUAUAGGAAAUCUUCAGUAUCUCUGCAAAGAGACUUCAAGCUAGCCGCAAGGUAUUACGACCGGUAUAUGAUUUUGGAACGCAUUGGUCAAGUGGCUUACAAGUUAGAUCUCCCAGCAGGAUCCAUAAUUGACAAUGUUUUUCAUGUCUCUCAACUCAAGAAGAAGCUUGGGGAAACACACGUGACUAUACCUACACUACCUCCUGUUGAUGAUUCAGGUGAGAUUGUCCUCUUACCAGGGGUUGUUUUCGACUCUCGAGAAAUCACACGCCGUGGUCACAUUGUGCCACAACUCUUGGAUCAAUGGUCUCACUCCUCACCUGAAGAUGCAACCUGGGAGGACAACGCACACGUUCGAGCACAUUUUCCAAAGUUUCAUCCUUGA
Molecule: messenger RNA, 618 nt
Organism: Papaver somniferum (opium poppy)
Lineage: Eukaryota; Viridiplantae; Streptophyta; Magnoliopsida; Ranunculales; Papaveraceae
Exons: 1
Coding region: 1-618 (205 amino acids)
Source: RefSeq, a predicted model, not a curated record